Messenger RNA from Ziziphus jujuba (common jujube), 1257 nucleotides. RefSeq names its product ankyrin repeat-containing protein BDA1. The record is from RefSeq and is a predicted model, not a curated record. Lineage: Eukaryota; Viridiplantae; Streptophyta; Magnoliopsida; Rosales; Rhamnaceae. Bases 1 to 1257 code for a protein of 418 amino acids. Gene Ontology annotation, molecular function: protein binding. The transcript is spliced from 2 exons.
AUGGGUUCGAGGAGUGUGGACGAGCUAUAUGGAUCAAUCGAGAGCGAUCCGUAUACGCUGGAGCGAAUCGACCAGGUACCAUUUCCCAAUACCCCUUUGCAUAAGGCAGCUUCUGAUGGAGAUGUGCCUUUGGUAAAGGAGUUGAUGAUUUUAAAACCAUCAUUUGCUGGGAAAAUAAACAAAGAUGGGCAUACCCCUAUGCACCUCGCCUUAAAGAACGAUAAGAACAAUCUUGGUGUGGUUCGUGCAUUAUUGGAGUCUGAACCCUCUCUUCUUGGUGUUCAAGGAAGAGAGGGUGAAACUCCUUUGCAUAUUUUGGCUAAGAAAUUUGAGAAAGGAGAAGGUGAUGUAGAGGCCGGCCAAAAUCCUUCGCCUUACUUGGCCAAGAACAAAGAAGAUCAAAAACAAAGGCUUGAACUCUUGGAUGAAAUUGUAUCCUCCGAGAAUUUUUUCCGACACAGUAUCCAAGUUAAGACUACUAAGGGGAAGACCGCACUUCAUAUUGCUGUGGAGAAUGAAAAUGUUGAUGCUGUUGAUAUCUUAGUAGGUGGACUGAGAACAGCAACCUGGGAAGGUUCAGAAGCCCAAGAGUGGGAAAUAAUAAACAGGAAGGAUGGGGAAGGGAACACUGCACUACACAAUGCAACCACUAAGAAUCAACUCCAAGUGGUGAGAAUAUUAUUAGAGAAUACCAAAAUUGAAGUAAAUGCAAAGGAUUCGAGGGGUCGUACAGCUCUAGAUAUCUCCAUUGACAAUGGAUACUCAGAAGUCAAGGAUAUACUACGCGCUGCUGGAGCUAAAACAGCCUGUUCCCUUCCUAAAGGUUCCAGGUCGAAAAAUCAAUUGCAGUCCAAGGUGCCAUUGACAGAACAAUUUGCCAUAUAUUUCGGUCGUUUAAGAAACAACACUAAGAAUGAAUCACGCAAACUGUUACUAGCCGUAGCUCCAAUGGUUGCAGCAGUGGCAUACCAAGCUGCACCGACUCCUCCCGGAGGAGUUUGGCAGGACAACGAUGACAACACUGCUACUACUAGUAAUAAAGUAGCACAUCGAGCAGGGAGAGCUAUCAUGGGGAUUAAACCCUUUUCCGUUCUAUAUUUUUGCAACACCGUCACACUUUUUGCUGCAACCAUAAUUAUAUUGGUUCUUCUCCCCAAAGGCCAAAUUCGAAACCUGCUGAGUGGGCUUCUCUUUCUCUAUCUUUUGGGCUAUGUACUGUCUUUGGAGGUCAUAUGGCCAAGCAGGUCUACUAGGUAG